AUGUUGGUUCACGGUCGCGGCAGCAUCGCGCAGGUGCACUACACCGGCGAUGAGGCGGCCCCCGAGAUCAAGAAGCUGCUUGACGCAGUGGUCGAGAGCGAAGAUGAGUUUGAGAGGUGGGAGGCCCUGAUCGCUCGCGCUUCGGACCUAGAGGGUGGUGUCACCCGCAACUCCAGCCCGUCCGCCAUUGAGCUCGUCCGCAACGUCUACGACUGCUUCCUCGCCAAGUUCCCGCUCUUCUUCGGGUACUGGAAGAAAUACGCCGAUCUAGAGUUCUCUAUCGGCGGAACUGAGACGGCGGAGAUGGUGUAUGAGCGCGGCGUCUCGUGCAUACCGAGCUCCGUCGACCUGUGGGCCAAUUACUGUGGCUUCAAGAUGGAUACCUCCCAUGACAACGACGUCACCCGAGACCUCUUUGAGCGCGGCGCGCACUUCGUAGGUCUUGACUUCCAGAGCCACCCAUUCUGGGAGAAGUAUAUUGAGUUCGAAGAGCGCAUCCAGGAGCCGACCAACGUCACGAAGAUCCUCGCCCGUAUAUUCCAACUCCCCGUGUACCAGUUCCACCGAUAUUAUGAAAAGUUCCGUCCGCUCAUCACGAGCCGCCCUGUUGAAGAGCUUGCCGAUCCUAAGCUUCUUGAGACGCUGAACAAGGCCGUAGAGGCUGAAAACCAGGGGUUUGAGCGCCCACCUCUGGAGCUUGACCGCCAGCUUCGUGGCAAGAUCGACCACUACUACUACGAUAUCUAUCUCCGUAUUCAGGGAGAAGUCCAAGCGGUCUGGCAGUACGAGAACGCCAUCAAGCGCGCCUACUUCCACGUUACUGAUUUGGAAGACGAAGACCUCGAAAACUGGCGCAAGUAUCUCGACUAUACGGAGAAGCAGGGCGAUUUCCACCGCACCUCUUUCCUGUACGAGCGGUGUCUCGUCGCGUGCGCACUCUACGACGAGUUCUGGCUGCGUUAUGCGCGCUGGAUGUUCUCGCAGGGGGGCAAAGACGAGGACACCCGAGUGAUCUACAUGCGAGCGAGCUGCAUAUUCGUCCCUAUUUCGCGGCCACUUGUCCGUCUCAACUGGGCUCGCUUCGAAGAGAAGCUUGGUCGCAUUGAGGUUGCUCGUGAUAUCCACUUGGCCAUUCUGGAAGAGGUGCCGGAUCAUGUCGAAACUAUAAUCUCACUCGCUGGGGUGGACCGGCGGCACGAAGGCAAUGAUGCGGCCGUACGUACCUUGGAGAUCUACAUCAGCCAGCGCAAUGCCCAAGUGGGUGGCUUCCUCGCCGUGGAGCAGGCACGUAUCCUCUGGCGCUGCAAAGAUUCUCCCAGUGAGGCCCGUCAGCUGUUCAAAGACAAGCACGACAAAUUCCUCGAGUCGAAAGAAUUCUGGCUUAAGUAUCUGGAGUUCGAAGUCUGUCAGCCGGCUCCGGAUCAAGAGGAGGCUCAUGCUCGCGUAAAGGGAGUCCAUGAACUGCUCCGUGCCAAGGGCCGCUUUUCUUCCGACGUCAUGAAAGAGCUCUCGCAGUACUACAUGGAGUACCUGAUGGACUACGGAGGCAAGGGCGCUGCCGAUGAGUACAUGACGCUCGACAAGGAAGUGAACGGGUAUGUAUCGUCCAAAUACCCUUCUCCCCCUCUCGGCAACUCCAAGGGGCAGCCUCACACUUCAGGAAAGAAGCGGAAACACAAGGCGAAAGCAGUCCAGGCCAACGCCAACCCCCUGGUCAACGCCCAGGUCAGCAACGAAGCUGCCUGAGAAGACAGCCAAGUCACAGGCCUUGUCUGACGUUGGCCACUUUCGUUUUCAUCCUUCACACAUGUUCUUAGUAAUUCUGCACUGCACGGUAGACAGUGAAAUGUAAAGAUCCUAAAAGUCUCAAUCUGGUGGCACAGCUGACCUGGUCCUU
Trematosphaeria pertusa is the source of this 1897-nucleotide messenger RNA. RefSeq names its product pre-mRNA-processing factor 39. Gene Ontology annotation, biological process: mRNA 5'-splice site recognition; RNA processing. The coding region runs from base 1 to 1746 and encodes 581 amino acids. Gene Ontology annotation, cellular component: commitment complex; U1 snRNP; U2-type prespliceosome. The transcript is spliced from 4 exons. Lineage: Eukaryota; Fungi; Ascomycota; Dothideomycetes; Pleosporales; Trematosphaeriaceae. Gene Ontology annotation, molecular function: protein binding. The record is from RefSeq and is a predicted model, not a curated record.